Humulus lupulus (European hop) is the source of this 4534-nucleotide messenger RNA. Its product is annotated as auxilin-like protein 1. Gene Ontology annotation, biological process: clathrin-dependent endocytosis; clathrin coat disassembly. Lineage: Eukaryota; Viridiplantae; Streptophyta; Magnoliopsida; Rosales; Cannabaceae. Gene Ontology annotation, cellular component: vesicle; intracellular membrane-bounded organelle; cytoplasm. The transcript has 7 exons. Gene Ontology annotation, molecular function: clathrin binding. The record is from RefSeq and is a predicted model, not a curated record. Bases 276 to 4319 code for a protein of 1347 amino acids.
GGUCAUUGGGUCAAGGUCACAGUCUCUCUCCCCCACCGGCUCCGCCCGUAACCCGUUGCGCUAAUCCCCGCCCGAGUCUUUGGCUGUACACGAGUAGUAGAACGAGCUUAUAAUAAAAUCGCCGACUCGGCCGAGUUGUACGGUUGGUCUGACAGUUGAGACAGCUUUUUCUCGGAAACCUCUUGUCUUUCUCUCUGACUCUCUCCCUCCUUUGGCUUCGCAGAUUUUCUUUCUCUGAAGAAAGAAGAAGAAGAGAAAGCGCGUUAGACCUGGCCAUGGACUACCAAGCUUCGUCUCUGGCUUUCCCUAAGAAGCUCUCUAACGGCCACAGCUUCUCCGGAAACACCAUACACGACGGCGUUUUCGCUGCUCCGCCGAAGUUUAGCGUUCCUAAUUUCUCGACUGGCGUCGAAGACUACCGCGAGAUUUUUGGUGGCUCUGAAACGUCUCUAGGCUCAUCGAUUCCUUUCCUUGAAGUUCCGGAGCUUAAUGAGCCGAAGAUUUCGGUCGAUGUUCGGAGCUCGAACCUUGACUACUCUAAUAUUUUCGGUGGUUUUGGAGAUUCAAAUUUCGCAGUGCCUUACGAGGAAUUUUCUCGCGAAACAAACAAAAGGAAAAAAUCUGAGCGAGCACGGACACCAGCUCAAAGAUUAUCGCCUCCAGAGGCUGCAAAGGAAUCUAGUAUCACCGAGUUGAAUCAUGAUAUGGCAGGGGAAACAGUGCAUCAAGUCAAGAAAUUCAACGUCUCAUACAAUAAAAUCAACAAUGGCAAUGCAAAUGGUACACGUGGGACAAAUGGAACGACUUAUAUAGCUCAGCUCCAUGCUGUUCGAGGCUAUGCACGUUUAAUUGAUGAAGAUGAUAAGCCAGUAUUCUCAGAGGUAAAUGGCACUGUCCCAAAAGCUAAUGUCUGUGAGGGGAUAACAGAAGGAAAUAAUGUCACUAGAGUCAAGAGAGAUGUCCCAGCAGGAGAGACUGGAAAACAGACUUCUGUUAGUGGUGCUGAAUUUCAAAAUAAUUCUAACUGGUUUAAGUCUCAUUCAAUGGAUAAGUCAUUUAACAAAGAUGAAGUUCGACCGGAAACUCUUUGUUCAAAACCAAAAGUAAAACAUUGUUCAAGCCUGCCACCUUACAUUAACUUAGACAAGGCUGAAGGAAUUUUUAGGACUGAUACUGCUGAAGGUUCUUCUGGUGUUCAUUCACCCCCAUUUUUCUAUGAGGAAAUAGACAAGAAUUCAGUUGCUGCUACCUCUGCAGCUGCUUUGACGAAGGCAAUAGAGGAGGCUCAAGCAAGGAUAAAAAUGGCAAAGGAGUUAAUGGAAAGAAAGAAGGCUGGUAUGCAAAAUCGAGUGAAAUUGAGUUUUAAUGAUGGAGUGAAACCUGAGGAAAGAAAGGAGGAUAAGGUUGCUUACAAAGUAAACAAAUCAAAAAAGAAGAAGAGUCAUGAACUAUGUGAAGAAGUAAAUGUUCCGUUGCAUGUUUCUCCCAGGACAAGAGAGAAGAGCCCAGUUGGACCAUUUCAAGUAACUGCAGACUUGGAAGUUCAGGAAGAAGUUGAUGGGGAAACAACACCUUGGAUGAAAACAUCAAGCCAAGUAGAUUAUAGGUGGGAGGAAGUUGAAGCAUCAGAGGCUGCAGAGCAUUUUUACGAAGUUGAGAACACAGGUGAACAGUGGUCUGCAACCAUAGAAGUGAAUAUUCCAUCGCCUGUUUCUGCUGUGACAAGAAAUCAAAAUGCAAUGGGACCAGGCAUUGAAGUUCAGGAGUUUGUUUCAACCACCAAAGAAGCAACCAGGGAAACAUUUGGUAAUAAUCUUAGAUCAAGUCAAGUGGAUCACAGACAGGAAAAUGCUGAACCAUUAGAGGCAGCAGAACAAUUUUAUGAAAUUGAGAACUCUGAUAAAAACUGGAUUAAAUCAUCAGAGUUUAAAGAUGUGAAGGAGAAGAAAGUAGAGCAGGAAGCAUUUGAGAAACCAAAACCAGCUGAAGAGGAAAAUCACCCAGAGAAACUAAAAAAUGGAAUCAGUAGACUUAAUGGAGUUAGUGGAGCAUCUGACUUUGGAGUGGGUGGUGGUAAAUCAAUGUCCGGUGUUGAUGUGUUCGAUCUUGAGAAAAUUGAUCAGAAACAAGCUGCCCAGACGAAGGGAGAAAAUGAGAAGAUAGCUCAAGCAUUAUAUGAGAGUAAUAAAUGUGAAAAAUACCCAAUAGAGUUUCAGGAGGAUGUCGAUUAUAUGAAGAGACAAUCACCAACAUGGGAUUGUGUUGGAAAGGAUAAGAAAGAAGAGGAAGCCUUGGAGCCCAAAGAAUAUGAAAAGGAACGUAUCAAUCCCAAUGGUGUAGAAGACAUUGGCCAAAGGUUCGUCAGUAGAGUUAAUGGGGAAGAGAUAAGUGGGAAGUCACUAUAUGAACUUCAUCUUGGGAAAAAAAUUGCAAACAUACUUGUCAAUGAUGGCAAAUCUGAAGGAAAUGAUAAUCUCGGAGAGACUGGAGGAAAUGAGAAGAUACUUGAAGAGGAUGCUUCACAUGAGGAAGUCAAUGAGAGCAGACAAGGAGAGACUUGUCAAAGGGUAGAGAUAGAAAGGAUGGAAGCAAAAAUCGAUCCAAGUCCAGGAGAUGAUGAGAAGGUGAAAACAACUCUAGAGGAACAAUGCAACCAGGGAAACAAUUUUGGGGCAGCUGACGAUCUAUGCCAACUGGACAAAAGUGACAACCUGAGUACAUUUCAGAAAUCUACUUUGCAUGCAGAAAAUGAUUCUGUUGAAGUAUCCGAAGAGAUAAGUGAUUCUUUCUUGGAACCAAAUGGAAGUGGGAAUAAACUUGAAUCUGUUAAAGAGAACUAUGACAUGGGGGACAGAUAUGUACCGGAAACAGAUGGCUUCUCCCAAGGUCUUGAACUCACCAAAAUAAUGAAGCCAAUGGAAGAUAAGAUGGAGAGUGCCUUUUUGGACAAAAUUGAUACAGAAAAUGUAGGUAGUUUUGACAGUAAUUUUAUCCAAAAUCCAGACGAUCAAGAUGCCUCAAAGUUUGAAUUAGUCUGCAAUUCAAGAAUGUAUGUUGAAGAAGUGGGUUCAGAAAUAGACAAAGCUGAGGAUAAAGAAUCUUUUCUUGGCAUGAGUCAGGUAGAUGACGAGAGUAACACUGAGACUGAGGGUAGUGAUGAGCAAAAAUGGGCUGAUAAUGGGAUUACUAUGAAAGCAUCUGAGUUGUCUGAUACUUCGGAAGUAGAAGGGGUAACUAUAGAGCCAAAUGAGGAGCCAAGGACAAGCUCGAGUACAGAAAAAGAUCAGGAAUAUCAUGAAGAAACCCCAAUAAGCUUAAGUGUGGAAGGGAAAGAAAAUAAUCAUCAAGAAACCCUGCCAUGCCAAAGUGUGGAAACCAAUGAGGAGAGUCAUCGAUCAACUGUCACUCUGAAAGAGAGUGAAACCAGUGGUAGUUUGCAAAAGGACAUGAAACUGGAGAAAGAACACCUAAGAAAAAUAAAUGAAGCAAAAGAAAGGGAAAGAACGAAAGAGGAGAGAAUAGCUGUUGAAAGAGCAAUCCGUGAAGCUCGUGAAAGGGCAUUUGCUGAAGCCCGGGAACGAGCUGCUGCAGGAAGAGCAGCUGCCGGAGCUCGUAAAAAGGUAACAGCUGAGGCCCGGGAAAGGGUUGGAAAGACUUCUUCAGAGCCUGAUAAGGAAGCCAAACUUAAAGCACAACGUGCUGCUGUGGAGAGAGCAACAGCUGAGGCUCGUGAGCGCGCCCUUGAAAAAGCCAUGUCUGGCAAGUUUGCUUCCGAAGCAAGAAAGCAGAAUCCACCGCAUAAAGGAUCAUGUUCUGCAAGCACUUCAAGAUACCCAAAUUCUUCAGAACAUGUUUCCAACACUGCUGAGAGAUUUGAUGGAGCCACUAAUGAAUCAGCUGAGAGGUGUAAGGCCAGGUCAGAAAGGCAUCAUAGGAUAACAGAACGUGCGGAAAAAGCUCUUGCAGAAAAGAAUAGGCGUGAUCUACUUGCACAGAAGGAGCAAGCAGAGAGACAUAGAUUAGCUGAAACUCUUGAUAUCGAGGUCAGAAGGUGGUCUGGUGGCAAGGAGGGAAAUUUACGCGCAUUGCUCUCAACACUACAAUAUAUCCUUGGACCUGAUAGUGGUUGGCAGCCAAUUCCUCUGACGGACAUCCUUACAGCUGCUGCCGUGAAGAAGGCUUACCGUAAAGCUACACUUUUCGUUCAUCCUGACAAGCUGCAGCAACGGGGUGCCAACAUUCAGCAGAAGUACACUUGUGAAAAGGUUUUUGAUCUCUUAAAGGAGGCUUGGAACAGAUUCAACGUAGAAGAACGGUAGAGUUUCUUUCCAUCGUCAUUUGGAAGAGCAGUUCCAAAACUUGGUCUGAAUAGCAACAUUUUCAUAUUGUUGGCAUUCUUUCACCAAUCUUUUUCAGCUUUAGGAUUUAGGCUGUAAUUUAAGCGGGAAUGGGGCUUCUAUUAUUUGUCAUAGGAUAGUCUUGACCAUGUUACAUGAAAUAUAUAUAUAUAUAUAUAUAUAUUAUUGAUGCGUCA